Molecule: messenger RNA, 393 nt
Organism: Colletotrichum abscissum
Lineage: Eukaryota; Fungi; Ascomycota; Sordariomycetes; Glomerellales; Glomerellaceae
Product: endoribonuclease L-PSP
Exons: 2
Coding region: 1-393 (130 amino acids)
Source: RefSeq, a predicted model, not a curated record
AUGUCCCGAAGAAACAUCAGCUCAGGUUCUGCCUUUGAGGCACAAAUCGGCUACUCCCGCGCGGUGGUCUCGGGCGAUCUCAUCUUUGUGUCUGGAACCACGGGUUACAACUACGCAACAGGCGUCAUAUCUCCCAACAUUGUCGAGCAGACGGAGCAGACGAUGGAGAACAUCGCCGCCGCCCUCGCCGAGGCCGGCGCCGAGAUCAAGGAUGUCGUGCGCGUCCGCUACAUCCUCCCCGACCGCAACGACUUUCAAAAGACAUGGCCGGUGCUUCAAAAGUACUUUGGCGACGUCCGCCCCGCGGCGACCAUGAUCCAGGCGGCGUUGAUGGAGGACGUGAUGAUGAUUGAGAUUGAGGUCACGGCCAAGAAGGAGGCUGCCAGUUUGUAG